AUGGUCGCCGUCAAGAAGCACAACCCGGAGGGCCUCCAGGGCCUGCAGCAGUGGCAGGAUUUCACCGCGAAGCUGUCGGACUUCGGGCUCGCCAUCAACGGGCCCCCCGCUGGGGAGUCGCACCUCAUGACCCAGGUCAUGGGCACCUACGGCUACGCGGCGCCGGAGUACGUCGCCACCGGGCACCUAUACGUGAAGAGCGACGUGUACGGCUUCGGCGUGGUGCCGCUGGAGCUGCUGACGGGGCUUCGCGCACACGACCUGAACCGGCCGAGCCACCAGCACAACCUGGUGGAGUGGGCGCGGCCCUACCUCUCCGGCGCCAGCAAGCUCAAGAGGCUCAUGGACCAGCGGAUCGACGGCAAGUACCACACCAAGGCCGCGCCCCGGACCGCCAGGCUCGCCCGCAAGUGCCUCACCGGCGACCCAAAGAGCCGACCCUCCAUGGACGAAGUCGUCGCCGCGCUCGAGGACAUCGAGGCCCUGCAGCAGGGGGCAGGAGGGCACCGGGACCUGCCGCCGCGGCCCGGAGCGCGCCGCUCGUAG
Miscanthus lutarioriparius is the source of this 546-nucleotide messenger RNA. NCBI's taxonomy places the organism in Eukaryota, Viridiplantae, Streptophyta, Magnoliopsida, Poales, Poaceae. The record is from the annotation of a GenBank genome assembly.